Cyclopterus lumpus (lumpfish) is the source of this 1838-nucleotide messenger RNA. RefSeq names its product p53 and DNA-damage regulated 1 (gene pdrg1). The record is from RefSeq and is a predicted model, not a curated record. Gene Ontology annotation, biological process: protein folding. The coding region runs from base 293 to 691 and encodes 132 amino acids. Lineage: Eukaryota; Metazoa; Chordata; Actinopteri; Perciformes; Cyclopteridae. The transcript is spliced from 5 exons. Gene Ontology annotation, cellular component: prefoldin complex.
UGCAUUGCGCGCCGAUCGCUUCUGCGCAGAACUGGCUUAUCUCGAACGAGCCUAAUGUAAUAAAGAGCAAAAUAAAUAGGAAUAGUUCAAAUCACUAAAUUUGUGUGGCUGAGAAUCAAAGUAGCAACAAUACAGAGCGAACACAUCCUGGUGCAAAUUGCUGGAAUUUCUUAGCUCAAUGUUCUUUAUCUAUUAUCCAUAAGGACUGUUUGAGAGAACUUUCUCGAAGCGGUCCGUUCUGUUUCCAUUCGUAGUUUCAGGCCGGACGUAUUUUUAAUGCGACACAUCCGCCAUGGACACUGUACCCGAGCAUGUUUUGGAGUACUUGACAGAAGUCGAGGAGGCAGCUGAGGAUGUUCUCACCACGAGACAACAGAUAGUGGACCUGGACACGAAGAGAAACGGGAACCGAGAGGCGUUGAACGCACUGAAAAACGAAAUGUCAGAUUCAGAGAAAGUGAAGGUUUGCCUCGGAAACAUGUUCAUCAAAUUCCCCAAAUUGAAGACGAGAGAGAUGAUCCAGAGAGACCAAGAGCAGCUGGACAAGGAGAUAAACGACCUUCGCACAGGACUGAAGGCAAAAGUCAACCGUCUAAACGAGAUGCAAGGAAAACCUCAGCUGAGAGGCUACAAUCUUUCCCCCCUGUCCACCGAUGAAGUCAGAGCCAUCAACAGCCUUUUAAAGAGAUGACACCGGCUCUGCUGAACUGCUGAAAAGGGCGAUAAGAGAAGAGAACAUGUUGGCAAGAUGCUGAAGAGCCUCGGCAACCUCUGGAUCAGCUCAUGCUAACUACGUUAGCCUCCUGGAUGAUUGACAACAGGGAUGUAAUUGACAUCUCCAUCACUGGCCUUUCAGACAUUUUUUUUUAAAUUCUUGUCAAACAUCGUGUUCUUGGUCUAAAAUCUACAAAAAAGAGCAACGUUAAUACAAAAAGUGUAUUCUAGCCACUCCCUCUGUCCUCUCACUUCUUAAAGUUCAACUCCAACGUGUUGUUUUAAAACGACCUCUGCAGUGAGUUUUGGAAAUGGAGAUGUUUCCAUACUGCAUCUUUUUCUUUUUGAUACUGAUACCUGAAAUUGUGCAUUGGCCGAUGCGGAAUACCGAUCCGACACCAGUGUUUAAAAACAGAAAAACGUCAGUUUAUGAAUCUUAAGAUGAAAACAUCCUUCAAACAACUGAAUUUAUUUAAGUUUCUUGCCAAAAACUACAUUUGAUAAGAUAACAUUUGAACACUUCAUGAUAAUGUUAAUCAUUUAAAAUGUUUUACUGAAUAUAGCUUGCCUCUUACCUCUGUUAACAUUAGCUGUUUAGCAUUGUUAUUUCACUAAACGGGACUGUGCGGUCCACCGUCUGCUAAUGGCUGUGAGUUCAUGAGUGUAGGUGUAAAAAGUCGUCACAGGUGUUGAAAGAGUAGAAGGCCAGCACAAAUCAAUCAUGUUUUGGAGUCCUGUGUUUGAUUUGGCAGUUCCUUUGGUUUUUGUGCUCUGGAGCCACUGGGCUCCUUUGACAGUUGGCUAUGGCUAGUUCACAGUUAGCCUCGCUCACAGUUAGCCUCGCCCACAGCUAGCGCCAUUUGAAAUCAUAAACAUUUUAAAAUAAUGUCACAGUGAAGCUCAUUUCAGGCCAACCGCUCAGGAUAACCACAGGUUGCUGCAGCGUGGGUUUUAUUUCCACGACUCCGGCCUUCACUUUAAUCACAACGACAACGUUGUCCUCCCCACAGAAGAAAUGUACAACAUACUAGCGCUCAGGCGCUCACACAGGCCGCAAACAUGCUAGUACUUUAUUUGGUUGUAAAAAAUGAAAGUCGGAAAUAAAGUGUUUGUUCACAACCUGA